Molecule: messenger RNA, 3278 nt
Organism: Ciona intestinalis (vase tunicate)
Lineage: Eukaryota; Metazoa; Chordata; Ascidiacea; Phlebobranchia; Cionidae
Source: RefSeq, a predicted model, not a curated record
AUGACAAGCGUACAAACAUUAACAGGAAUUUGUAUUGCAGCAUCAAACACAACAAAUACCACCCCAGCAGGCGUGAUGACAACCGCGGCAGCCACUACAAGCAAUGAAACGUCUUCGUUUGGUUUUUCUGGCGACGGUGCAGACACGAUAACAGUUGCAACUACAACGAGUAAUGAAACUUCUACGUUUGGAUUUUCCGGCGACGGUGCUGACAUCACAACAGUAGCAACAUCGACAAGCAAUGAAACGUCCUCGUUUGGGUUUUCCGGUGACGGUGCUGACACAACAACAGUUACAGAUUCCAUGAUUACGACGACAAAUAAGACCAUAUUCACUCAAACAACGCCCAUGACAUUACUUGUGGCACCAUCUGGAAACCAAACAUCUGGUGUUACAACAACAGUGGCACCAUCUGGAAACCAAACAUCUGGUGUCGUAACAACAGUUGCACCAUCUGGAAACCAAACAUCUGGUGUGGUAACAACAGUCGCACCAUCUGGAAACCAAACAUCUGGUGUGGCAACAACAGUCGCACCAUCUGGAAACCAAACAUCUGGUGUUGUAACAACAGUGGCACCAUCUGGAAACCAAACGUCUGGUGUGGCAACAACAGUCGCACCAUCUGGAACAACAGUAGGAUCAACCCCAGCACCAGCACAAUCUACUACUUCGUAUGUUUCAACAGGUGGGGCAACAACCACAGAAUCAAGUACCAUAAAUGUGACAAGUACAGCAGCAACUGUUGUGACUUUUUGUACCUUUGAACAAAUACAACUUGCUGAAGGAAACUUUACAUUCAACAUGACAGCAAUAAAUGCAGUAGCAAGUUCUACCCAGAGAUGUAGUGAUGGCCGUGCAAUAGCAACUCGGGUCUGUCUUGCUGGUGGAGCAUGGAAAGAACCAUCUGUUCUUGCCUGUAGUGCCUCAACAGAAAGUACUCUCAGCUCAUUGGCAAACGCAACUUUGUCUAAAAAAGCUGAGACUGUUUUCUUGCUUUCAAGUGCUUCUAAUAUUUCUGCAACAGAUGUUGAGAAUAUUAAAGUUUUUCUGACCUCAAGUGUUGCUACUGCAAACUCAACAUCUGUGAGCGAAGUGAAUUUAGUAAUUGGUGUCGUGGAAAAUUUGCAAAACAGCACACAAGUUGGGGGUGGUUCUGCUUUAGUGGAAUUGGUUGCACAGUUUGCUAUCAAAGUUGAACUUAAAAGUGGAGAAAAUGUGACCAUCCGAUCAAAAACUCUAACAGCAACUGUUUCUGUGGUCAGUGUUGACAGUGAUGCAACAAUCACACCUGUUGCCUUAUCAUCAUCAUCAGAUGCAGCGAUAAGUGGCAUCACUAUUCCAAAAUCUGCAUUUCCAUCUACAGGGGGUGCACCUGUCAGAGUACUUGCAAUGGUUUCAGACAAAAGCCUUUAUCCAGCUGCACCAGCAAACAUACCAGGAUCAGUCACAGGAAAUGUAGUCAGUUUGAACAUUGGAACCUCAUCUGGAGCAAGCAAAAUACAAAACUUAGACCCGCCUAUUGAAAUUAACUGGGAUAUAUCAAGCAAACUAACAAGUGUUCCAGAUCAGGCACAAACAAGCAAAACGGUUCUAUCUGUUUGCGUGUUCUUGGACACAACAACCAACACAUACUCUCAGUCUGGCAUACAGAUAGCACCGGGUCAACAAAGUUCUACAACCCAGACUUGCCAAGUUACACAUUUAACAUCGAUAGCUCUAAUAUCUCAGGUUACUGUUACACCAGUGAGUUCUCCCCGACCAACAACGAUCUACAUUGUGGGAUGUGCUUUUGCCAUAUUUGGUCUUCUUGUAGUUGCAUUUGUUCACUUACUUUUCAAACAAUUACGUAAUGAUCCUCUAUCAAAUAUGGUCGCGCAGUUCUGCUUCUGGGCAGCCAUGGUGUUUGUCAUGUUUUUAAUCUCCUCCACAACAUGGACAACACUUCCACGACCAAACUGUCUUGCUGUGGCAUCAUUCCAUCACCUAUUCCUUCUUAUUGCACUGGGCUGGUUGACCAUUUUAUCUUUCUCAGCAAUGAGAAGUUUAAAGAGACCAAUGGAGUGGAUUCUUCUUUAUAAACAAUGUGAGCAGCCAAGAAGGAACUCAGCUAUUAUCAAAUGGAGUCUCUUGGUUUACAUUGUUGCAAUAGUUCUGUGUGUUGUGGUGGUCGCACCUGUUGUUGGGGUUGUAGAACCUCUCAAUACAAAUGUUCAAGGGGCAAUCAUACCACAUGCGAAUGCAUACGCCAGCAGUGAUGCCUGUCUGGUCAAAGGACCUGCUCUAUAUUAUGGGCUUGCCAUCCCAGGUGGUCUAAUGUUACUUGCAUCACUUCUACUAUCAUUAUAUGCAACGAUACUUGUGUCUGUGGUCAGAGAAAAAAUAGAGGUUAGUUUUCAAGGCUACAUGUCAUCCUUUGUUGAGGUGAAACAACUUGGGGAAAAUAUUUUCAUGAUGUCUGUUCUUAUGUGCGUGACUAUUAUUGUCGGUCUUAUUCGUGGGGGUUGGGACCAGUGGCCGUUACGCAAUUAUGUGACUAUGGACACAUUGUUUGGAGUGUUUGGUAUUAUUUUGGGUGUUCUUGCGAUUAUCAUCUUCUGUUUGAGAACAAGCCAUGUAAGGUCACUGAUCGCACGCGGAUUCAGGAGUGUGUGUCCCACUACUGGUGAUUACUAUUUAACUGAUGAAUCAAGAGAGAGAGCACAACCGUCAUCCGCACAAGGCGUGGAGCUGACAGGCGCAAAGAAGUCGUCUAGUUUGAGAGGAGCAAAAACACAAGACACUAGUUUUAACAGGAAUGAAAAUCGUAUCUCUGCUUCUAGGAUAAGUUGUGAAACAGAUUCUGAAAUCAGAGAAGCGAGAAGGGAAGAGUCAAGAAGAGUCUACUUGCAAUGAAGGGUAUAUUCGAUUACUUUACCUUGAUAUAGUGGCCAACAUCCUGUCCUGAUGAAAUACACAACGAUGAUAUAAAGAAACUUGUGUUUAAGAAAGCUAAAACACUCUAGUUAGAUAAACAUGAAUUAAAAGACUCGAUUAAAUAAAGCCAAUGUAAAAUAUUUAAACUUUAAAAAGAAAUGAUUAAAUGCCUUGAUUGCUGACCUACAGCUAUGAUGACAUUUGUUUUAUGUUUAAAGUUCCACUAUUUUUUAUAUCGUAGCCUAAUGCUCACAUAAGUGUACCACAAUCAUAGGAAUCAUUAAUCGUUACAACAUACACCAUUCACUAGUUACACCAUCGCAGAAACGUCUAUCUCCUAAUACAUUCUAUUUCAAUUAUCAAAA